AUUUGUUUUUAUAAUUUUCAAUUUUAUUAAUUUCAUAUCAGGAUCGUUUAUUUUGUUAUUUUGUGGUCCAUAUCAGGAUCGUUGUGUAAUCUUUUGUGGAGAAACAGAGGCCAACCGGCAACUGCACCUGUUUGAAGAAGGUAAGUCAAAAUUUGGAUUCAUUAGAGGAGGACGAUGCUUCCGUUUACUUUACAGGAAGCUUCCCACUUAACGCUUCACCACCACAAUCUGUCUCUUUCUCAGUUUACUUUAUGUCUGUUCCUUUCUUUUGAUUCGAUGUUAUUUUUUUGUCUAUAACUGUUGUGUGUUUGUUAUAUGAGAAUAUUUGAGGAAAAGUCAGCGUUUCUCGAGAAUUAUUGGAAGAAUCUUGGAGGCGCAGGCGUAAUAAAGGAUUUCCUACCAGGGGGACAUCAGAAGGGUUAAUAACAGGCUCAACUUUUGAUGAAGUUUUUUGAUCCAGAAGGGCGAUUUAUUCUGCAAUGGAACAAGACCUUUUUACUAUGUUCUGUUAUAGCAUUGUCAUUGGAUCCAUUAUUUUUCUAUAUUCCUAUAAUUGAUGGCACAAAAAAAUGCCUUGAUGUUGACCACAAGUUGGAGAUAAUUGUAUGUGUUCUUCGUUCUUUUGCGGAUAUGUUAUUUGUAUUUCACAUUAUUAUCCAAUUUCGAACUGCAUAUGUUCCUCGUUAUAAUCACAUACUUGGAAAGAGAGUAUUUAUAGAUGAACCUCAUUAUGUGGCAAAACGUUACCUUACAUCCUACUUCAUCAUUGAUGUGCUAGCAGCCCUUCCACUUCCACAGUUGGCAAUUUUGGUGACGAAAAUUUCUGGCUUCCUCACUGAAAAAGCAUGGGCUGGAGCUGCUUUUAACUUUUUCCUCUAUGUGCUAGCUAGCCAUGUAGUUGGAGCCCUGUGGUACUUGUUUGCAAUAGAAAGUGAAAUGAGAUGUUGGAAUAUUGCAUGUGAAAGGAAUAAGUGUUACUCCAAGUAUUUAUACUGUGGAGAAGGGCGUGUUGGAGAUUUUGGGUUUUUGAACAGUUCAUGCCCUCUUCUUGAGCGAAAUGAAAUUAAAGGUUCAACAAACUUUGAUUUUGGAAUAUUCCUUGAUGCUCUUCAAACUCGUGUGUUGGAAACUAGAGACUUCCCUCAAAAAUUCUUGUAUUGUUCAUGGUGGGGCUUGCAGAGUCUAAGUUCACUUGGUCAAGGCCUUAAAGCAAGCACUUUCUAUGGUGAGAUUCUAUUUGCAGACUUCAUUGCCAUAAUUGGGCUUGUUCUAUUCGCUUUGCUUAUUGGCAACAUGCAGAAAUACUUGCAGUCUUUCUCAAACCUGACUCUUAGAGUGGAGGAGAUGAAGGAAAAAAGGCGAGAAGCGGAGGAUCUAAUGUCACAUAUUUCCCUCCCUGAAAGUUUAAGGGACCGAGUGAGAAAACACAAGCAUUACAAAUGGAAGAAAACUAAGGGUGUUGAGUUAGAUUCCUUUGUCAAAGACCUUCCUCGGGAUUUGAGGAGGGACAUAAAACGUCAUCUUUGCUUGUCUUCACUCAUGAGAGUACCUAUGUUUGAAGCAAUGGAUGAACAUAUGAUGGAUGCGAUGUGUGACCGAUUGAAGCCAGUUCUCUACACAGAGAAUAGCUACAUACUCCGAGAGGGAGAUCCAGUACCUGAAAUGCUCUUCAUCACACGUGGAGCCCUAGAAAGUGUAACAACUAAUGGUGGAAGGGAUGGCUUCUUUAACAGGAGUCUCCUCAAGCCUGGUGAUUUCUGUGGAGAAGAGCUUCUGACAUGGGCUUUGGCUCCUGCAACUCCAACACUCCCUUUCUCAACUAGAACUGUCCAAGCACUUACAGAUGUUGAAGCUUUUGCUCUAGCAGUUGAUGAUCUCAUGUUUGUGGCUUCCCAGUUUAAAUCUCUCCACAGCAGACUUGUCCAACAUACUUUUAGAUUCUACUCACAGCAGUGGAGAACAUGGGCAGCAUGCUACAUACAGUCGGCAUGGCGUAGACACUGGAGAAGGAAGCAGGAAAUAGCUAAAGCAUUGGAGGAUAGUAGAAUGCAUGAUGCCUUUGUCAGGGAAACCUCCACCCUCAGCCUUGGUGCCUCCAUCUAUGCUGCUAGAUUUCACUCCAAUGCCUUACGCAUGUUGAAGCCCAAUAAUCAUCCUACAUAUAAAUAUGAUUAUGAUCAUGCCCACCUGUCAAAACCUAAUUGGCACCUAAUUCUGCCACCCAAGCCACCACAGCCUGAUUUUGAGAGUCAUGCCACAACAAUUGUUACCUUCAGGUAAACUCAACUUUCUCCUUAUCUCUUAUCUUAUCUUGGAGUAUAGUAUGGAAUAUGAUGAUAGAUACGUGUUUUUAGCAUUCUAGUCUAGUGUCAGAAGUAUGGAAGGAAUGAAUGUAAUCUAGGUUUUGUAACUAUCUUUCUCCAAUUUUAUAUAGCACGUUAUUCAUGUAUGUACAUGUAACAUGUAGAGUGAGUUACCUUGUUAUUUCAGUUAGCAAAUGGAGU
Messenger RNA from Lactuca virosa, 2504 nucleotides. Lineage: Eukaryota; Viridiplantae; Streptophyta; Magnoliopsida; Asterales; Asteraceae. The record is from the annotation of a GenBank genome assembly.